Oryctolagus cuniculus (rabbit) is the source of this 986-nucleotide messenger RNA. RefSeq names its product osteocrin (gene OSTN). The record is from RefSeq and is a predicted model, not a curated record. NCBI's taxonomy places the organism in Eukaryota, Metazoa, Chordata, Mammalia, Lagomorpha, Leporidae. Gene Ontology annotation, molecular function: signaling receptor binding. Gene Ontology annotation, biological process: hormone-mediated signaling pathway.
AGGGCUGAGUUUGGGAGAAGCUGCACAGACAGAACUCUAUAAAGUUGGAAUCUCCUGAUUUUUCAGAAGAUGCUGGACUGGAGAUUGCCAUGUGUGCAUUUCACCCUGGCUGUGAUGUUGAUGCUGUGGGGCUCAGGAAAAGUGCUCUCAAUGGACGUAGCAACAGAGGCCCUUGAUCCUGGAGUCACAGAUGUGCAGUCACCACCCACAAUCAGGGAAGAGAAAUCUGCCACUGAACUGGCAGCAAAACUCUUGCUUCUUGAUGAACUGGUGUCCCUGGAGAAUGAUGUAAUUGAGACAAAGAAGAAAAGGAGCUUCUCUGGUUUUGGGUCUCCCCUUGACAGACUCUCAGCUGGUUCUGGAGAUCAUAGAGGCAAACAGAGAAAAGUAGUAGAUCAUCCAAAAAGGAGAUUUGGUAUUCCCAUGGAUCGGAUUGGUAGAAACCGACUUUCAAAUUCCAGAGGCUAAUUGACUCCAAAUUAUGUGACUUCUUGGAUGAAAUGUCACAGAGAUAUGGAAGAUGCGUUAAUGAAAUUCUUCACACUCCUGAAGCAUUAAAGAAUUGACAUUCUGCAAAUCUUGAACUUCACAUCACAGUAUUGUUACAUCUUCAAUUAAAUUGAGAGAUCAUUUUAAUGCUUUUAUAUUUUUUAAAAAUAUAUUUUGAUUAUUUAGGGAAAGUUACCUUCACCUCAAAACUUACUUUUUACAGUAACAAUAAAAACCACAACCCAGUGAAAUGCUUCCUUAUAUGCCUUUUCCAGUCACAUUUUUGCAAUAAAAGUAAAUACUGAAAGAUGGAUUAGUUUCUAUAAUAUUUAUAUACACCCUGUUUGUUUUUUGUAGGGAAAUAAGAAAAUGCAACAGUAUAUUCUUUUAUACUUUUACUUCUCUCUUUUCCUUUUCCUACGAGUCUAUUGAGUAAUAGUUAUAAAAUUAUGUGCCUUUUACCAUAUUCAAGUUUCAGCCAAAGUCAACCAAAUAAA